CUGACCACAGUUUUAAAGUGGCAUUAAAUGCCCAAAGAGAGGCCAGGAUCAAAAUUGUUGAUGCGAAGAAAAAUGCCAUCAAUGCAAAGAAACUGGAAACCAUGGCCAGCACAAGUUAUCAAUAUGAGAUCACCACAAUUUCCAGCCAGGUGGACAGUUCAUCAGCACUAGUAACUCCCCUCGAACACCUGAAAGAUAAAACACGAGAAUCUUUAAAAGAAAGUAAUGCUUUAGCAUCAGAGCAAUCAUCAAACAGAGAUGGGCUAUGCACUAAUUGUAAGUGCCCUGGCCAUGAUAGUAUUACUUGUUUGCGGUUGAAAGAUUCGGGCCAAACACUUUCAUGGACAGUCAAAAUCAGAAAAUUGCCUCUAGGACUGGUACUGCUGGAUAGGAGACUGGCAUUCCUCUGCACUGAAGGUUGAUGCACCCCUACCUCGGAUGCAUCUACUUGGGUGAAGUAGUAAAGGUGGACCAAAGCCAUGCUUGACCUGAGGUCCAUACCUGAGAUGGACAACCUAGGGCGGGUUGUAGGACUGGAUACUCCAUUGCAGCAGCCGUGUGGGCACUGCACAGGACAUGAUGUGAAGGCUUAUAUCUCACCCUGGCAGAUUGAUUAUUCUCCAAGAGGCCAAUUAUUCCCUACAAGAACCCCAACCAGUCAUAUGCACAUAUUAGCCGCUCUCAUCAGCUGCCCUUGGCACCAUAAAGGGUUUUUUU
Juglans regia (Persian walnut) is the source of this 717-nucleotide messenger RNA. RefSeq lists its product as uncharacterized. Lineage: Eukaryota; Viridiplantae; Streptophyta; Magnoliopsida; Fagales; Juglandaceae. The record is from RefSeq and is a predicted model, not a curated record. The transcript is spliced from 3 exons. The coding region runs from base 102 to 422 and encodes 106 amino acids.